This is a messenger RNA of Dendrobium catenatum, 627 nucleotides long. RefSeq lists its product as uncharacterized. The annotation marks the transcript as partial. The record is from RefSeq and is a predicted model, not a curated record. The transcript is spliced from 3 exons. NCBI's taxonomy places the organism in Eukaryota, Viridiplantae, Streptophyta, Magnoliopsida, Asparagales, Orchidaceae.
AUGGAGAUCAUUGCACCUGUAGAUAAAUUUUUCCAUGAUAUUCCUGAAAAAAUAAUUAAUGACAAGCGUUACAUGCCAUACUUUAAAGAUUACAUUGGUGCUAUUGAUAGCACACACGUUGAUGCACGCAUCCCUGUUGAAGAGCAUGUCGCUUACAUUGGACGUCAUCAUUCACCGACACAAAAUGUUAUGGCUGCAUGUGAUUUCAACAUGUGCUUCACAUUUGUUUCACCUGGUUGGGAGGGUUCGACACAUGAUGCACGUAUAUUUAAACAUGCAGUGAUGGAUCCGAAAUAUAAUUUUCUUGCACCACCUUUAGGUUAUCCUCUACAAAGGGGAUAUUUGAAGCCAUACAUUGAAACCAGAUAUCACUUACCUGAUUUUAGAAGAGGUAGUAGAACUAUUAUGGGACAUAAGGAGCUUUUUAAUAGUAAACAUUCCUCACUAAGAAGUGUAAUUGAACGUUCCUUUGGUGUAAGGAAAAAGAAAUGGGGAAUAUUAAGAGAUAUGCCUAAUUAUAAAUUUAAGAAGCAGCGUCUUAUUGAUAGGCAUCAAUGCAGAGUAGGAGAGCAAAUUGAAGAAAGUAAUGUGUUAUAUGCCGAAGUAGAGUUUGGUGAUGAUGAGAGG